Messenger RNA from Anastrepha ludens (Mexican fruit fly), 2528 nucleotides. RefSeq lists its product as uncharacterized. Gene Ontology annotation, molecular function: nucleotide binding. The transcript is spliced from 8 exons. NCBI's taxonomy places the organism in Eukaryota, Metazoa, Arthropoda, Insecta, Diptera, Tephritidae. The record is from RefSeq and is a predicted model, not a curated record. The coding region runs from base 113 to 2143 and encodes 676 amino acids.
UGAACUGUGUGUGAAAAUUUAUUUGCAUAUAAACUCAGUCACUUUAGCAAUCUUUAGUGCAAUUUUUAUAAUUUUUAACAAUUGUUUGAACAGAAUUUCUAACAAAAUUAAUAUGGCUUUGCGUUGGGGUAUCGCUUCUGCUGGUAAAAUCAGCCAUGAUUUCGCCGUUGCUUUAAGUACUUUACCGGGAAGUGAUCACAAGGUAGUAGCCGUGGCUGCUCGUCAAAAGGAUCGUGCUGAGGAAUUCGCCAAGAAACAUGAAAUACCAAAUGCGUUUGGUAGCUAUAAAGAGAUGGCUGAAUUUGCUGACGUGGAUGUGAUCUACGUUGGCGCCUUAAACCCACAGCACUUGGAAAUCUCUGCACUGUACCUCGAACAUGGCAAGCAUGUGUUGUGCGAAAAGCCGCUCUGCAUGAACUACAAGCAAUCCAAGCAGCUCAUAGAUCUCGCCGAAAGCAAAAACCUUUUCCUAAUGGAAGGGAUCUGGUCACGCUUCUUCCCUGCCUAUCAAUAUCUGCGUCAACAAAUCAAAAACGGUGUACUGGGUGAAAUCAAAGAGGUUAAUGUUGCAUUUGGUUUCGACUUAAGCCACGUCGAUCGUUUGUCCAAAAAAGAAUUGGGAGGCGGUGUUGUGCUAGAUUUGGGUGUCUACGCUAUACAAGCAUCGCAAUGGGGCUUCCAAGACACGCCACUAAAGGUCAUAGCAAAGGGCGAACUCAACGAAGACGGUGUGGAUAAGUACGUGGAAGCCGAGUUGCAGUAUUCCGGUGGACGCGUCGGCAAGUUAGUUUUCGGCGCUAAAGAAGAGUUGGCGAAUAAGGCGGUCUUCAAGGGCACGAAAGGCGAAAUCACGAUACCAUUGUUCUGGUGUCCCAUCAGUCUCAUCGAUGUUGAUGGGCAGGUGAAGGAAUGGCCCUUGCCAAAGGGAAGGUACGCUACUAACUACGCGAGGUCAGAGGGUUUCCGCUACGAAGCUGAGGCAGUACGUCAAAGCAUACUGAAAGGUGAAAUCGAAAACGAAAAUGUCACCCACAAUGAAAGUCUAACUAUUGCUAAAGUGCAAGAUGAUAUUAGAAAACAAAUCGGUGUAGUCUUUCCAGAAGAUAACUACCUCAAAACGAAAAAAAAAAAAAUGCCCGUACUAAAAUGGGGUAUUGCAGCAGCUGGCCGUAUAACGCAUGAUUUCGUCACAGCAUUGUCCACCAUUGAGAAUAGUCAGCACACGGUAAUCGCUGUGGCUGACGUCGAAAUGACGCGCGCGCAACAAUUUGCUGAACGUCAUGAAAUACCAAAAUGCUACGAUGGUUUCGAUGCCUUAUCUCUGGAUACAGAAAUUGAUGUAGUCUACGUGGGCACAUUAAAUCCUUAUCACUAUCGCGUAGUGCGUCUAUUGUUGGAACGCAGUAAACAUGUGUUGUGCGAGAUGCCCCUUUGUCUAAGUUUGCGGCAAGCGGCGGAGCUCUACCGUGUGGCAAAGGAACGUAAUGUGUUUCUUAUGGAAGGCAUGUGGUCGCGUUGCUUCCCCAGCUAUGCACGCCUGCAUGAAAUUUUGCUUGCCGAUUGUAUUGGCGAAGUGACACUCAUACAAGUGCAACAUGGUUCUCGUGUGAAUAGUGAACGCGUUUUGCUGCGUUCACUCGGCGGUUCCAUUGCGCUUGAUAUUGGCCGCUAUGCGAUACAAUUGGGCCAAUUAGUCUACGGUUGCGCGCCCAUUGACAUUAAAUGCAACGCACAUCUGAAUAGUGAUGGCGUCGAUGUGGAGAGUGAAUUCAUAAUGGAUUAUGGUCAAAAUCGAAAGUUGGCUGCAUUCAUAUCGGGCUUGGAAGAUUUAGAGAACUGUGCUCAAUUGCUGGGCACCCAGGGUGAAAUCAAGCUCGACAACUAUUGGUGCUGUACCUCCCUGACGAGGCCCAACAAUAUCACCGAAUCCUGGCCAUUACCUCCCGCCAAAUUUGAAUUCAACCACACCAAUUCCUGUGGACUACGCUACGAAGCGGAAGAAGUGCGUAAGUGUAUCGAAAAACGUUUGCUGGAAUCUCCGCUCUUUACGCAUGCGCAGAGUCUCGAACUGAUGUGCAUCGAAGAGGAGAUGCGUCGGCAAAUGGGUGUAAAUUAUGACGAUGUGUUGAGCUUGGAUUUGUGAGCCAACACCCUAAGCCACAGGGGAAAAGAGGCGGGCAUUAGAGCCGAAAGGAAAACGCGUACUCUUAAGUAAGCAAAAUUUGAGAAAUUUGUAGGUUGGAAAAACCACACGCGCACGCCCCUAAAGGGAUAAAGAUUGCAGACCGCGUGCUUUUACAAGAGUUUCUUAUGCUUUUUAUUAAUGCUCUUAAGACAUAUUUUUUAUCUACAUACGAUUAGUGUUAUGCAAUUUUCAUUGUGUUGGUGCUACAUACGUCGGUAUGUACAUAUGUGUAUGUCUCCAUGGGUAUAUAUAAUCCACAUUUUUUAUUCGGGUUUUAUUUGCAUUAUUUUAGGUGUUUCUUUUUGAUUCUCAAAUAUCUUAAAUUAACUAGAAUACAUCAGCU